Molecule: messenger RNA, 1972 nt
Organism: Gordionus sp. m RMFG-2023
Lineage: Eukaryota; Metazoa; Nematomorpha; Gordioida; Chordodea; Parachordodidae
Exons: 12
Coding region: 29-1246 (405 amino acids)
Biological process (GO): negative regulation of BMP signaling pathway; cell differentiation
Molecular function (GO): BMP binding
Source: RefSeq, a predicted model, not a curated record
ACAGAAAUUAACAAAUUUUUUUAUAAAUAUGAUUAAAAUAAUAUAUUCUUUAAAAUAUUAUCUUGAUCGUUAUCAUUUAUUUAUCUUUGUUGGAUUAAGCUUUAGCCUUCUUUUCCUAAUGAUCAAUUCAAAUCGAAUAAGCUCUUGUAAAUUUGGGGACGUAUUUUAUCAAGUAGAUGAUAUUUGGUAUCCAAAAAUCAAAGUUGAUUCGCAAAAGACAAGAGAAUCUUUGCCCAUCAAAUGCCAAUGUUUGAAAUCUAGAAAUGUUAGGUGUAAACUCUCUCAUUGUAAAGAUCACCCUGAUAUCUAUGAAUGUCUCUCACUUCAAAAUAAAGGAUCAAAAGAUUUAGAAUACGAUAACUCUUCAUACCAUUCAGAAAAAGACAAAAGCAUAUUAUCCGCUCAUCUUAUAGUCGACAGUAAUAGGCCAUUCAUCAAAAAGUUUUAUUCGAAAGAUCAAAACGGUAUUAACCAUAAAAACAAGGUAUACAGAGCAAGAUACGACGAGACAUCCAAAGAUUGUGUAUUCAGAGGCAAAUUUUAUAAACACUAUUCCAAGUUCACUACAAAUUAUAGCGGGCUUGCAACAAAGAAUUCAGAUCAAUGCGUCGAAUGCAUAUGCACUAACCAAAAAAUUUUGUGUCGCCUGAGAACUUGUGGAUUUAUAGCUUCAUUUGAUUGUGAAGAGAAGGAACUGGUCGUGGCGGAAAAAGAAGGAUGUUGCCCUGUUUGUAAAUCCUCAAUUCCAAGAAUAAAGGAAGAUUGGUUGGACGACGUUUACGACGAUUAUAAUUAUAAAGAUAAAAAUUUACACCAAAGAGAAUCUAGAAAUUUAGAGUUAAAAAAUGAUCUACCUAUUAUUGAUAAAGGUAAACUCCAAAUGAAAUCGAAUUAUAAUGCCAGGACAAAAUUCAAUCUUAAUAUUUUGAAAAAAAAAGCUGGUAAUCAUGAUCAAGUAGCAAUAAAUUUUACUGAUUCUAUGAAAUUUUCUGAUGGUAACAAUAUUUCAAAGCAUAUAUACAAACAUUGGAUUGAUAAUAUUUAUAUUAAAAUUGAAGAUAAAUCAAAUAAGCUAAAUGGAAAAAGAAAUUGCAAUGUAGGGGGAAAAUUUCACUUACAUAAUAGUGAAUGGAUACCAGGAAUUAAAUUAGCUUACAAUGUUAAAGAAUUCAAUAAUUAUCAUAAUCAAGAAAAAUGCAUAUAUUGCACAUGCUUAGUAAUUAAAGAUAAAUCGAAAUUCAAUUGAUAUGAAGAAUUAAUCUCUCAAAUCGAUAGUAAUCAUUUAAGACUUACACUAAGGAAUUUAAACUUAAAAAGCAACCUCACACCCUUAAAGAAAUCAAGUUAUACUGAAGAUCUCGGUUCUCAGAUGGUUAUGGGGUACUAGUAGGUGCGGUUUGCCCCAAUGACAUUAAUACUGUAGACUGACGAUUAAUAUAUUUGAAGUGGCAAAAAUUGAAGUGACUGGUGGCCAUUUUGUGUUUGUAUCUUUUACGAAAGAACCAUAUGAUAAUUUCAUAAAUUUCAGUAUAUAUGAAUCAAAUAAAGGUCACUACUGAAUAUGAAGAAAAGAAAGUUAGAUGUGAUAUCUGUUUACAUUCCCUAAUUGAUAAUUCCGCAAACGACAAUAAUUAUACAUUAAUAAAAAUUAAGAAUUAUGGUGGAUUGAUAAUACCAUCCCAAAGCGUGUCAAAUUUAUGCAAAAUAACAGAGAGCUCAUUCAGGGCUUUUGAAAAAAUAGAUGAAAUAACCAAAAGACAUGCUGUUAAAAAAAUAGAAUGUCUAAUAUUGUCAAAAAUAUUAGGCACAAAUAUCCUUAGUGACCUGCAAGAUCAUAUGUUUGAUCAAGAGGCAGGGUUAAGUCAUUAUCAAAUUGUACUUAUAAUAAAAAGAUGCCUGCACAUAAGAAUGCAUCAUUUUGGUAAUAAAGUAUAUCAAAAAUUACAAUUAAUAUCCAAAAACUAAACAAGGC